AUGGCUGAAACAAAGGACAAGUCCAAGGUCCACAAGCUGUCGAUCCGAGGAUCGGCCAAGCUAGUAUCUGAAUUUUUUGAGUACUCGAUUAACUCAAUUCUCUUUCAGCGUGGUGUCUACCCUCCCGAAGACUUCACAACUGUCAAGAAAUAUGGCCUCAACAUGCUCGUGUCGGCGGAUGACCAGGUCAAGGCAUACAUCAAAAAGAUCAUGUCGCAGCUGAACAAGUGGAUGGCCGGGGGCAAAAUUUCGAAACUUGUGGUCGUCAUCACCGACAAGGAGACCGGGGAGCAUGUGGAGCGCUGGCAGUUUGACGUGGACAUCUUCGGCAAGAACUCCAAGAGCCAGGGCUCACGCAAGGCUGGUGAUAAUGAAAAUGCCGCUCCUGGAGACAACAACACCCCAGCUCCCGAGCCAGUUGAGAAAACCGAAAAGGAAAUUCAGGAAGAGAUCCAGGCCAUUUUCCGCCAGAUUACCGCCUCCGUCACCUUCCUCCCCGUUCUCGAUGGAGAUUGCACCUUCAACGUCCUCGUCUACGCCGAUGCUGACUCGGACGUGCCUGUGGAAUGGGGCGACAGUGAUGCCAAGGAGAUCAAGAACGCCGAGAAGGUGCAGCUGCGAAGCUUCAGCACCAACAACCACCGAGUUGGCACACUUGUCAGCUAUCGGUUGGCGGACUAG
This is a messenger RNA of Penicillium daleae, 681 nucleotides long. Its product is annotated as spindle checkpoint protein MAD2. Gene Ontology annotation, biological process: mitotic spindle assembly checkpoint signaling. Gene Ontology annotation, cellular component: kinetochore; cytoplasm; nucleoplasm. The transcript is spliced from 7 exons. The record is from RefSeq and is a predicted model, not a curated record. Bases 1 to 681 code for a protein of 226 amino acids. Lineage: Eukaryota; Fungi; Ascomycota; Eurotiomycetes; Eurotiales; Aspergillaceae.